AUGAAGGUGGAAGAGUACCAAGUAGCCCAGCUCUACUCUGUGGCCGAAGCCAGUAAAAAUGAAACUGGUGGUGGGGAAGGAAUCGAAGUUUUGAAAAAUGAACCAUUUGAUGAACACAUCAAUGUUCCUAAAGAACCCCUUUACGCAAAUGGCAAAAAAUAUACCACAGGCCAGUUUACACACAAGAUAUACCAUUUAAAAAAUAAAGUUCCAAAAUUCAUCAGGUACAUGGCCCCCAAAGAGGCUUUUGAGAUUCAUGAAGAAGCCUGGAAUGCUUACCCUUAUUGCCGAACAAUAAUCACAAAUCCAGGAUACAUGGGAAAAGCAUUUGAACUCAAGAUUGAGACCAUUCAUCUGGAAGGACAAGGCAACUUGGAAAAUGCUCACAGUCUAUCACCUGAACAAUUACAGGAGAGAAAUGUAUGUUUAAUAGAUAUUGCUAAUAAUAGCCAUGUGAAUAGUAGUGAUUAUAAAGAAUCUGAAGAUCCAGUUUUAUAUAAAUCUGAGAAAACUAAUCGAGGACCUUUGAAAGAAGGCUGGAUGUCUACUGUGGAUCCAGUGAUGACAUGCUACAAAUUGGUCUCUGUUAAUUUUGUAUGGUUUGGAUUGCAGAAACGAGUAGAGACUCUUAUCCAGAAUCAAGAGAAACGUAUCUUCACCAAUUUCCAUCGUCAAGUAUUUUGCUGGACAGAUAAAUGGUAUGGUAUGACUAUGGAUGAUAUUCGACGCCUUGAAGAUGAAACAAAACAGGAGUUAGAUGAGCAACGAAAAGUUGGCUGUGUUCGAGGAACGGUAGCUGAGUAG
Messenger RNA from Acanthosepion pharaonis, 804 nucleotides. NCBI's taxonomy places the organism in Eukaryota, Metazoa, Mollusca, Cephalopoda, Sepiida, Sepiidae. The record is from the annotation of a GenBank genome assembly.